AGUUCAGUUGCCAGCACCCACACGGUGACUCACAACCGUCUAUAAUGGGAUCUGAUGCCCUCUUCUGGCAUGUAGAUGUAUGUGCAAAUGGAACACUCAUGCAUAAAAAAACACAAAUAAAAAUUUUAAAAGCAACUGACUUCAUGCUUCUGCUUAACCCCACAAAAAGCUUCAGUUCUUCAGUCUGAAGUAAAGGAAAAUACAAAUUUAAUCUCUCAAAAAUAUAUCCUGCCAUCGCAUGGGGAUAAUGUUACCUUAAGAGAAAGACCAGAGAUGGGUGAAUGGACCCUGACCAGCUCCCAAGAACUAAUGGUAAGAAAACAGAUACACCUACUCAGGCAGUGGUAUGUGGCUUUAAUCCCAGAACUCGGGAGGCAGAGGCAGGUGGAUCUCUGAGUUUGAGGCCAGCGAGGGCUACACAGAGAAAAACACUAUCUCAGAAAAAAAAAGAAGAAAGUAAGAAAACAGACACCCCUGAUGUUAGCGGCUGUGCAUCAAGUGCCUGUCUCUUCAAGAAUUGAAAAUAAUGAAAAGGCUCACGCACACCUCUCCCCUCCUCCCUGUUGGUCUCUGUAAACUUCCCUCCCUCCGCUUCUUUGUAGCCCAGGUGUAUCCAGAAUGUGCUGUGUGAGCUCAGGUAAUGAAGAAGGCAACAGCAGUACUCAGUGUUAGGUUUCACUUGAAAUGUUAAAAACCCUGUGAAUCUCAGACACAAGGGAGAGGAAGCAAGUAGAUUACCUGUCAGGGACCCUUACAUUUCAAAAAAUGAUGCUUCCAAAUUAGCCAGGAGUUUUCUUCCCCUCCCCCCUACCUCAGCAUUUUGAGACAAGGUUUCACUGUAUACAAGCUGGCCUUGAAUUUGAAAUCUCAUGGCCUUGGCCUCCCACUAGGAAUCUCCCCAAGAUGGGUACAGGGGCCUGUCUGACCUCUUCACACCAUAGCCCGCUGGGUGCUCACGGCCCUGUGAUUCCUCCUGCCCGCUGGGUGCUCACGGCCCUGUGAUUCCUCCUGUUUCUGACCUGCCCCUCAGCUGCCUUGUUGGUGUCUGCAGAGUGCUACACGCCCUUUGCAAGGCAGAGAACCUGACAGUCAACAGUUUCUGUUUGGGAAGUUUGCUUGUUGCUGGCCUGGCCUGGAGUGAACACCUGAAAUACAAGUCCCCAAGUAGCAGGAGAUCCAGCUUCUGAAGGGAAGGGUUCCAGAAAUGAAAAGUGACUAGAGGCUGACUUGGGAUCAAAAGAACUUAGCCAUUGACUAGCUGGUGGUCACUGGGUGGAUCCCCUCAUCUCUGUAGGAUUCAGAGGAGUCUGAAACCAUGUGCUAAGCGCUGGUUACAUCACAAUCACUUGAGGCCCUUGUUAAAGGGUCCUGUUGCCACACUGUAGCACAGUUCUGGGCCACUCUGCUAAAUGAGACCGGACAACCCAGGCAAGUGGCACUGUGGAGUUGUUUGGAGGAGCUCGGAACAAGGAGAAGUAGGAGCCAGGAGAAGAGGCGUCCUGCUGUGCCUUCUCCCAAAGAUGAAGCUAUAAAUGAAGAAAUGCAGAUGGAGCAUGGACAGCAACACUGACAGAGAUCCACAACUGGACCAGAAGGCUAUGGAUGCGCUUGCCCGAAAUCCACAUGAUGGAUUGCUGGUUACACACAUUAACCAGACCCAGGAUCUACUGAAGCUGCAGGCAAGUGAGACUCGGGCAGCAGCUCUGGAAGACUCUGAAGACUGGCUUUCAACUCACAGUUUAAAGUUUGAGAAACUCACCUUGGCUGACCUGAUAAGCCAGGGCACGGUUGAGCUGGAGGAGUGUGGCAAUGCCAUGCCCAAAGUGCAUUUCUCCACCCAGACCGUCCGCCACUUUGAAUCAAGGCUUUCUGACACUAUCGAACUCUAUCAGCAGAGGAUGCGCUGGCUCACAGAGAACAGCAGGAAGGCAUUUGGCCUCAUCAAGGGAACAAGAGUAGGACUCCUCAUUGAUGCGUCCCAGGUCAGCAGUGGCCCUCAGCAAGAAGAAUUCCAAAAUGACCUGGCAAGUCUCAUUGACGAGCAACUGAGCCUCAAGGAAAAGUUGUAUGUCCUGUCCUUCGGCGUCACCACCAAACCCCUCUGGCUGGACCCCGUGGAAGUCAGCGCGUCCACCCUCGAGGAACUGAAGCUCUGGGUAAAGAAGCUGCAGCCUGAGGGAAGCUGCAAUCUGCUACAAGCCUUGAAGAAAGUCUUUGCUCACAAGGAGCUGAAUUCUCUGGUGACCAUAUUGAGAAGCUGUCCAGAUCAGCCUUCUGAAUUCCUGUCUGACUACAUCCAGCAGUCCACCAUAGGACGGGCCCUCGUCAUUCAUGUGACCACCUACAAAUGCAAUGAUCAUGUGCCCUCCGCUGUUCUGAAGAACCUCACAGACGCGCUUCAGGGCUACCAUCACUGCUACAGCUCAGAGUCAGAGCUCCAUACCAGCAGAGAUGUGGAUGAGCUCCUAGCAGAAACUCAGAAGGCACAAGACCUCCUCAGCCAGGUGCGAGUCCUGGGCCAGAGCAGCCCAUGUGAGGAGCUGGCCUGCAUGAUCCAGAAAAUCUCUACAGAGAUUGUGAAAGGCCCGUUCACAAGUCUCUUGCCUAAACCUCCAAAGCAUGAAGCUCCGCUCACAAUCCAGUUCCCAGACUUGGACAAGACUUCUGCAGAAUGGCUGAAAGUCAAUGGUCUAAAAGCCAAGAAGUUAAGUCUUUAUCAGAUUCUGGCACCAAACGCCUUCAGUACUGUGGAAGAAUUUGUGCCUAUUCUCCAGAAAACAGUGUCAGCUACUAUCCAUGAGAAAGCAAUGAUACAGUUUGAAUGGCAUGAUGGGACAGUGAAGAAUAUCCAUGUGGAACCACCCUUCCUUUAUGAGUACCAGAAGCAGCUUGGGCAAGCUGUGCAGAUGUACGAGAAGCGACUUGAGUGGCUCUCCCUGGCCAGCAGGAGAAUCUGGGGCACUGUCUGCGAAAGGAGGGUUGUUAUACUGCUGGAUGUCUCGGUGACCAAUUCCAUGUACAUUAUUCAUAUCCAGCACUCCCUGCGAAUGCUGCUAGAGGAGCAGCUGUCCAACAAAGACCACUUCAACAUCAUCACGUUUGGAAGUACAAUUGAGAGCUGGAGGCCUGAGAUGGUUCCCGUGAGCCAUGACAACUUACAGAACGCCUGGCGGUGGGCUUUGGGCCUCCGGUGUCAAGGAAGCAGAAAUGUCCUCAGCGCCCUGCGGAAGGCCAUAGAAGUGGACUUCAAGGACAAAGACAAACAUGAGUCUCAGGGCAUCUACCUCUUCACAGGGGGUGUUCCUGACCAAGAUGUGUCCACGCUCAGCGCCUAUGUGGCAGAGGCCUGUGGAGGUUGCGACCUCCGUCUGAACGUCUGUCUGUUCUACGUGGGUGAACCACGACUGGACACCACGCCCCCCGCCUGCUACGCCAGCCGUACGGACACAGCUACCGCCUACAAAGAGAUCACCCGGGCUGCCCGAGGUCGCCUCCACUGGUUUGGAGAAACAGGUAUUUAUGAGAGUGAUGACAUCAGUGCCAUCAUAUCCGAGAUAGAAAAAGCCCUCACCUACUCCCAAAAGUGUGCCCUCCUCGUGGCCUCCCUGAAGAACCAUUCAGGAAAAGAACUGCAAAGUGCAGCCCUUCAGAAAGACAAGCCAAGGAUGCUCAAGCAAAGUCCGUCCAAGAAUCUCUGUCCUCCCAAGCCCACAGCCCCCUCGGUGACCAGAAUGAAAAUUAAAGAUGACCUGAAUGGAGACAAGAGCCCCCAGCUAAAAGCUCUGAAGUGCCAUCCCCUCAGUGGCAAAGCAAGCAUCUCUUCAGCUGCCGUCCAUCCUGGGAAAGAAGGGAUGAUGGAACAGAGGAGGAAGGCCAAGCCCGGGGCAGAGGAUACAACUCUCUCGGUGUUCUGCACAGACUCGGGGAAUAGUGUGGGUUCUAUGUCCAAGAGGUACCCUCAAGGGAAGUUUGUUAGAAGGGCUAACUCUUGUAUUGAGCUGCCCAGGAAGGAUGCUGUUUGCUCAAGUCGAGAGUGGAUAGCCACCUGCGGGCUGAAGAAACUGAAGCUGGAGCUCUCCAGAUGCCUCGGGCCCCACUGUGGAAGUCAAAGGUCAGCACGCAGGGCAGCCAAGCACUGCACUCUCUUCCCCAGUGUAGAGAUCAACGGAGUGGUUAAGCACAUCCGGUGGACGCUGUGGGAGAUGGAGGAGUACAUCACGUGCAUGGAGAAGGUGAUGAGGUGCUAUGUGAAAAGGCUGCAGUGGCUGCUGUCUGGGAGCCGCAGGCUGUUUGGCACCAUCUUGGAAAGCAAUGUGUGCAUCGUGCUGGACACGUCAGGCUCCAUGGGCCCCCACUUGCAGCAGAUGAAGACAGAGAUGAUUCUGCUGAUUUGGGAACAGCUGAGGAAGCACUGUGACAGUUUUAACCUGCUUAGCUUUGCCAAGGACCUGAAGCCAUGGCAGAACACUCUGGUGGAGACCACAGAAUCAGCGUGUCACGAGGCUAUGCAGUGGGUGACACACUUACAAGCCCAGGGGAACACUUCAUUCUUAUCUGCUUUAAUGAAAGCCUUCAGCUUUCAGGAUAUGCAAGGCCUGUACCUCCUAACUGACGGGAAACCAGACACAAGCUGCAGCCUUAUUCUCGACACUGUGCAGAGGCUCUUGAAGGGGAGAGACGUCAAAGUGCAUACUGUCUCCCUGACGAGCACGGACAGAGCAGCAGUUGAGUUCCUGAGGAAGCUGGCUUCCCUCAGUAGAGGACGUUACCACUGUCCUGUGAGUGAGGACACCCUCAGCAGCAUUCAUGGCUUGCUCACCCGAGGCUUCAUCAAGGAAGGGGAUCCCAAGUUGCCACUGUUUGAAGGGGAUGACUUAAAGAUACUGGCCCAGGAGGUCAACAAGGCUAGAAGCCUCCUUAAGCAAGCCCAGGUCUUCAGAUCCCAGCUCCUGAAGAAAAAUAACGCGGAACCAAAGGUCAUUCUUUGCUAGAGACAUGUUCUCAGGCACAGCUCAGAUGGCAUCGGUUCCACUGUGAAGAUGUCCCUGGUACCCGUCCAGAGUUAAGGACCUCCAGGCACAUCUGGAUACUUCUGGCCUUCCUCUUCUUCUGGCUUUCCCGACUAGCUAUGCCUCUUGGGGCAUUCAGCACUGUAGACUGUGAUGUCCUGCUCAAUGUCCUAACUCUUCUUGACCACAGUUCCCUCCCCGCAAGAAGCUACUGUCUUAACUAUCCAUGGAUUCCCAGGACCUGCCGUAUGGCAGUCACAUGGUAAGCAGUGAACACCCAGCUGGAUGUAGCAACCCAUCUCUGGAUAACAGCCUGAUGAGGCUACUUCUUACCACCCAGAUCCAUGGGUAAAGGCAGGCAGCAGCAGCCUGGCUUGGGGGAAGACACAGCCAAGAGCCAAGCCCCAUCACCACCACCAUCACCUGCUAAUCAGAGGCUGCUAUGGAUCCAGUCUAGAGUAAAUGCUCUGCUCGGCCUCUGAAAGGCAGAUGCAUCCUUUGAACCUGGCUAUACCAUGUACACAUGAGUGGGGACAUCGUGUGUUAGAUGAUCUGGGAUCAUUUCCUAAAAUGAGAAAAUUGCUUUUACUAAUAGAGUCAAACUGACUUCAAAUGCUUGAGUACUGGUAAUGAGGUAUGUGUAUGUGUGUGUGUGUGUGUGUGUGUGUGUAAAUUUUGAGUGAGAUAAAACUUCAUUAAAUGCCGGGCAGUGGUGGCCCAUGCCUUUAAUCUCAGCACUCUGGAGGCAGCACUCUGAG
This is a messenger RNA of Peromyscus leucopus (white-footed mouse), 5767 nucleotides long. It is a transcript of the gene Vwa3a, whose product is annotated as von Willebrand factor A domain containing 3A. The transcript has 34 exons. The coding region runs from base 1533 to 4991 and encodes 1152 amino acids. The record is from RefSeq and is a predicted model, not a curated record. NCBI's taxonomy places the organism in Eukaryota, Metazoa, Chordata, Mammalia, Rodentia, Cricetidae.